AGUUCUUUUCUUGUGAUGAUCGAUACGUCAUUUUUAAAAUUAUUUUACAGUUGCUGGUAAAUAUAACAUUAGGAAAUAAUCAUUUUAUCAGCACCAGAUAUAACAAUAUGAAGCGCUCAAUCCUCGCAAUGGAUUUGGUUGUCUUUAUUAUUGCUUUGGCGUUUGCAAAAGUCACAAAGGCCUCAGAGUGCAGUACGGGCAAUUAUCCAAGAACUGCAUGUGAACUGCAUCAAUCCCCCGAUUAUUUUGAAUGUACAAUGUUGAUGGGCUGUUGUUGGACCAACGAUGGGACACCCAGAUGCUACAAAAAAGCACCACAACAAGCACCGCAAAUACCUCAACAACCGCAACCGCAACCACAACCACAACAACAACAACAACAACCACAGGGAAGACCCUAUUUUGUUGAUACCACAGUCCCGCCAUAUCAAACUCCAUACCCCGGAGCUCCAAACCCAUACCAACAACAACAGCAACAACCACAAUAUCAACAACCUCCACCAUACGGUCAAUGUAAUGAAAUUGUGGUACAAGACCCACAGGUCAUUAAAACAUGCAAUGGGAAUUAUUACGGAAGCCAAUGCAAAUUUACAUGUAGAGCAGGGUGGAGAAUGUACAUGGGAACAGGCACCGAGACAAGAACCUGUCAGAGUAAUGGAUAUUGGAGCGGCAAAACACCAAGCUGCAGCAAUCCUCCAAUGAACACUGGAAAUCCACCAUUUCCGUUUCCCCCACAGCAACAACGGGCUCCAAACAACCCUUAUCCUCAACAGUAUUAUCCAAACAAUCCCCAAAACAACAAUAAUGGAUACCCACAAACCAACUAUGGGGCACAACAACCGACUUAUACUCAGUCAAGGCCGUCAUCUGGUAAUGUUGGCAAGUUGUUCGAGACACUCGGAAUAACUAACCCGCCACCUACCUUCAACAACAACAACAAUAACGGAGGACAAACAGGUGGGGGAGCUCUUGGAACCAGUGUUUCAGCACCAUCCGGAGGUAGCAAUGAGAAGAUCGGUGAUUUUCCAAUAUGUAGUGUUGUGGCCAGCUUAGAGGACCCACAGGUGAAAAAAGAUUGGAUGAAGAGGCAUUCAUGCUCUGGAAUGGAGCCAAAAAUUGACAAGGAUGAAGCGAAUCAAUAUGUAAAGAGUCUUUUUGGUGGACUCAUAGACCUAGACAGUACGCCUAAACCACCAACAGGACCUGUUGGAUCAAUGAUACCGAAAUACGGUAACAAUCAAAUUAUUCCGAAGCAUGCACCUUCCUCAAUAGCUGGACAACAGCAAAACCAAAUGAUUUGCAAACUUCUGAAAGGACAAGGCGGAAGUGCUAAAACCAGCUCGUUAUUAGCGGCUCAAUACGGCUGUCCAUUGGCAUCAAGUGGUAAUCCGUUACUUUCGAUUUUACAAGGAAACACUCCAUCUUUGCCGAGUCUUUUGAAAUUGUUCGGUGGAGAAGUUAAGAAAAAGCCUGAAUAUAAAAAAGGAGCUAUUAUUCUCGACGCUGUACCGUAUGGAACCUUAAAACAAUGCUGGGAUAAAGCCGACGAAUAUGAAACAUGCAAAUAUGCAGCAAACAUCAAUGUCAAUAGAGAAACAGAUUGUUUCAAUAUUGGAUGUGUAUACAAACGGGAGAGUGGACAAUGCUUUAGUUGUCCUUUGAUUCCAGCCAGUGCUUACCUUUUACAACAGACAACAGAUACAUGUGAUGUAAUCAGUGCCGACAGAGAAGAAUGUCCUGAUUUUAAAAAUUUUCAAUUGUCUACAAUCAUGUUUGCAUCGCAAAAUCCUAGUCCAAGCAGCAGUAGUAGUAGUUCGUCUCCCGAUAUUUCUUCGUAUCUAGGGGGAAAAGGUCUAAGCCAGUUGACUAAAUUGUUUGAAGGUGGUUCCUCAUCAUCGAACACAAAUUCUGCCCUCAAUUUAUUCGGCGGUGGUGGGUUAAACCCAUCAUUGCUCAGUAUGUUUUCGCGGUCUAGUUCAAAUUCCGCUCCCGCAAAUAAUAAUCCACCGCCCCCACCUCCACAACGUUCAAAUGAACCCGGUGAAAGCUCUGAUUUCGGAAGGAGAGUAGCACAAGAAUCCCCUGGAGUAAGAAGUAUGGAUAUCUCAUCUCUUCUCCCUCUAUUAGCUGGAGGAGGCGGAUCAUCAGGACUUGCUGGACUUCUUGGAGGAGGAGGAGGGGGAGCAGCAGGACUUGCUGGACUUCUUGGAGGAGGAGGAGGGGGAGCAGCAGGACUUGCUGGACUUCUUGGAGGCGGUCUUGGUGGUUCAAUGGGUGGCGCGUUCGGAGGAAUGGAUCCUAAAUUACUUUCAGCUUUGCUUUCAAAGGGUUCGUCCAAGCCAUCUAGCUCUAGUGACCUCAUAGCACUUAUGUACGGAGGAAGUGGUAUCAGCUCAGAAACUAAGAAAGUUUUGGCAGAUGGAUGCAAAAAGAAACAGUGCUGCUGGAAACCUGGUGGAACAUUGGGCGGCACAUGCUACUCUAAAGGAAAUAACUUCGCAAAAAAUUGCAUUCCGGAACACGAUAGUGGAGAUUGUGGAACUAGUCCUUUGAAUACAUUCGCAAGAAUAAUAGGUGGUUUCGACAUUACAUCUAAUACUCAUCGACCUUGGGCAGUUGUUAUCAAAGCAGCUGGAAGCUCAAAACUUCGAUGCGGUGGAACAUUGAUUUGUUCAGAAUGGGUUCUGACAUCAGCUGCCUGUCUCUUAAGAAUCAAAAGCAUUGAACACGAUUCACUUUACGUUCCCAACAUUGAUGCCCAAAGUUUGAAUAUAUGGAUUGGAACAACUGACCCAGUAAAUCCAGCUGACACAGGAACUCAUGUUGAUGUAAUCGAAAUCAUUCCUCAUCCACAAUACACUGGAAAAAUACACAACGAUAUUGCACUGAUCCAAAUAAAGCAGCAGAUAUUCACGGACGAGAAAAAACCAGCAUGUCUACCACUGUUAUCCGAGAGGAGUCCUGCAGUUGGAAAUAUAUUGCGAUUUGCUGGAUAUGGCGACUCAGGUAACGGUUUGGGCUAUUCAACAAUUUUGAAAGAACUCGACAUGACUGUGACGUCAUUCACAUCUUGCGACCAGAAAUUUUCAAACCAACUUCCAGACGCUGGAGUAUUCUGUGCAUCUUCAGCAACCGAUACUGAUACUUGUAUUGGGGAUUCAGGCAGCGGCGCAAUGCGAUACGAUGCGGAGAAUGACAUAUUCAAGCUCGUCGGAGUAAAUAUCGCAGGAUCUAUCACAUGUGACUCAUCAAAGCCUUCAGUAUUCACAAAAGUGGCAGAUUAUAUGCCAUGGAUUGCGCAGACAACAAACGCAUGCUGCGGCUCAUUCGGAGGACGAGUGGCCUAAUUUUUUGAAGGAAAAGAAGUAAAGCAAGAAGAAAAAAAAAAGACGGCCAAUUAAUAAUUAUUAUUGAAAUGAUACUAUUAUUGCUGGUCAUUUAAUACGACCAAAACUUCUACAAUAUCUUCUGUUAGAAAGUUUCAAGCGUUUGUGCGCUCAAAUAUUUUCGGAAAGUUUUAUUUAAUUUUAAUAUUUUGACAAAACUUUUUUUUUUUUUGCAUUUUAUACCUCUUUCGUUCCAUGACAUAUAAAGUAACUGCUACCUUAUUGUGCCAAUGAAAUAGGUUUCGUUAGGUUAAAGUUGGCCAAAAUGGUGAUGAAUAUGCGUAGUGUGCCCGUGAUUAUAUAUAUAUGGCUAUUUAUAUACCAAUAUUAUAUGCAUAAAUGGCGCUUAGUAUAUUAGCAAUGGCCAUCAGCAAUUUUGAUGUUUGCCAACUUGUCUUAAGAGGCGUUCACAGUACCCUAUUUCCGUAUAGUGAUUUCCAGAUGUGUGUUUUUGUUGUAUAUUGUUUAGGGACAUAAGACUAGGAGGGCCGUUGAGAUUUUGUGUUUGUUUGAUUAUUCAGCCUAUGUGCGAAAGCAAAAUUAUGUUUGUUACAAAUUCAUGCAUUGUAAUAUUUUUUGAUGAUGUGUGUGCUGUAUUUUGUAUAUUUUCACCAAAUAAAUGAGGAUAUAUUAAA
Messenger RNA from Styela clava, 4021 nucleotides. RefSeq lists its product as uncharacterized. The record is from RefSeq and is a predicted model, not a curated record. Gene Ontology annotation, molecular function: serine-type endopeptidase activity. Gene Ontology annotation, biological process: proteolysis. NCBI's taxonomy places the organism in Eukaryota, Metazoa, Chordata, Ascidiacea, Stolidobranchia, Styelidae.